GUAGUAAGUAAAAAUAUUCCACAACCACAACCAAACCCACCGCACCGUCAUAACAAAGAAACAAAGAAAGAAGAAGAAAAAAGAAGUCGCGGUGAUCCCAAUAGAAAGAAACUCAGAAUUUUGAGAGAGAGACAGAGAUGGAGGAAGAACAUCAUGGUAGUAGCAGUAGUACUAGUAACUUGGAGACAGGGAGAGCGGAGAGAUCGGUGUGGUUGAUGAAGUGUCCUUUAGUCGUUGCAAAGUCAUGGCAAGCUCAUCCAUCCUCGGACCCUCACCCUCUCGCUAAGGUUGUCCUCUCCCUCGAUCCUCUUCAAUCUGAUUCCUCCUCUUCCCUCCAGUUCACAAUGGAGAUGGCUGCCAAUGAGGCAGGGAAUAUUCCGAAAAGUUAUUCUUUGAAUAUGUUUAAAGAUUUUGUUCCUAUGUCUGUAUUUUCUGAGACAAAUCAAGCUAAUGUGCAUGUAGGGAAGGUUGCAAUGGAAGGAAAGGUAGAGCAUAAGUUUGACAUGAAGCCCCAUGGUGAAAACAUUGAAGAUUAUGGCAAACUUUGCCGUGAAAGGACAAAGAAGUCCAUGAUAAAGAAUAGAUGUAUACAGGUGAUUGACAAUGACCGUGGAGUGCAUAUGAGGCCCAUGCCUGGAAUGAUUGGUUUGAUUUCAUCCACUUCCAAGGAUAAGAAGAAGGCUGCACCAGUGAAGCAAUCAGACAUGAAAAGAACUAGAAGAGAUCGUGGGGAACUGGAGGAUAUAAUGUUUAAGUUAUUUGAAAGACAACCAAAUUGGGCCUUAAAGCAACUUGUCCAAGAGACAGAUCAACCGGCACAAUUCUUAAAGGAGAUAUUGAACGAGCUGUGUGUUUACAAUAAAAGGGGAACCAACCAAGGAACUUAUGAGCUUAAGCCAGAAUACAAGAAGGCUGCUGAAGAUACAAAUGCUGAAUAAUUCAGCGCCUCUCUUAAUAUUAAUCAACUAUUUUUCGAUUUUUAUAUUUCCAAUUGAAGCAGGAAAGACACAAAUCCACAAGUUAAAGGUGAAAAAUUAGAUUAUGGAUGGAGGAGACCAAAGCACCAGCAACAAAGUAUCAAGCAAAGAAACAUCUUAGUUUUCUGGAAUCCAGAGAUGCACUUUGUACACAAUCUUAGUUCGAUUCAAGCAAGGGUAGAAUAACAUAAAUGAUAUUGAUCAACAAAACUUGUUCACCUACUGUUAUCUUGAUGUAGCAUGCGUGCUUAUUCAAUGGACUUUUACUGUUUCUACUUCAAGAUCGUACUGAUUUUUGGACACUGGUGUUUCUCCAAAUCUUACUUUACACUCUAGAAAAGUUAAUUGUUUCACUUUCUCCAAA
Molecule: messenger RNA, 1341 nt
Organism: Quercus lobata
Lineage: Eukaryota; Viridiplantae; Streptophyta; Magnoliopsida; Fagales; Fagaceae
Product: Transcription initiation factor IIF, beta subunit
Exons: 6
Coding region: 138-938 (266 amino acids)
Biological process (GO): transcription by RNA polymerase II; transcription initiation at RNA polymerase II promoter
Cellular component (GO): transcription factor TFIIF complex
Source: RefSeq, a predicted model, not a curated record